CUUCCCCAAAUUCAUUCUCCCUCCCUUCCCUCUUUAAUUAACUCUUCUUCCCUCUCUUUCUCUCUGUGCCUCUCGUUCCUCUACGUUUCCUUCCUUUUUCCUCCAUUUCUUCCCUGUUUUCCGUUUAGAUUCGCGCGAGAGGGAGGGGAUUCUACGCACAGAUUACGCGCAAGGCAAAGAGCCAGCAGCAGCAGGAGGAGAAGAAGAAGAAGAAGAGGGAAAAUGGCAUCCAACAUAGGGAUGAUGGACGGCGCAUACUUCGUCGGCAGGAAUGAGAUAUUGACUUGGAUCAACAAUUGCCUUCAGCUCAACCUCUCCCGCAUUGAAGAGGCUGCGUCUGGUGCAGUUCAAUGCCAGAUGAUGGACAUGACUCAUCCAGGAGUUGUCCCAAUGCACAAGGUCAAUUUUGAUGCCAAGUCAGAAUAUGACUACAUCCAAAACUACAAAGUUCUACAGGAUGUAUUCAACAAGUUAAAGAUUGAUAAGCAUAUCGAAGUGAACAAGCUUGUCAAGGCAAGGCCAUUGGACAAUUUGGAGUUCUUACAAUGGCUGAAGAGAUACUGUGAUUCUGUUAAUGGUGGCAUUAUGAAUGAGAACUAUAAUCCGAUUGAAAGGAGAUGCAAGGGUGGGAAAGAGCGGGUUAAGGGUUCUAUAAAGGCUUCAAAAUCAUUGCAAUCAAAUAAUACCCAUCAUCACUCUGCUACAGUUGACUCAGGGCCAAAGCCAAGUCGGGCAAGUACUGGGUCAGGUGGGGGGAAUCAUUCUUCAGUAGAUAUUCAGGCGCUGUCCAAUGAGAUUACGGAUUUGAAGCUCUCGGUAGACCUUCUGGAGAAAGAGAGAGACUUUUACUUUGCGAAGCUACGCGAUAUAGAGAUACUUUGUCAGAUCCAGGAGUUGGAGGAUCUUCCGGUGGCAGUUGCAAUCAAGAAGAUACUAUAUGCAGCUGAUGCCAAGGAGUCUGCACUGGAGGAAGCUCAGGAGUAUCUGGCUGAAGCUUUGAAUGCUGGUGAAGAUGAAGGAGAGGAAGCCUGAGCUUGGUUGAGCUCUUGAGCUAGCGUAGGUGCUUUCAGGGAAGUCUUUUCCAUUCCACCACCCUUCCAAAAACAAAAGAUGCUUUCAGGGAAGUGAAAACGGAGGCGUUUAAACUCGAUGGUCACUGCCCUCGUUGAUCAUGCUUCAAUGAAGAAAUUCGUGAAGAGACUGUGCUCUGGUAAUGGUCAAUGAUCAAGUAGUGUCAACUGGAUGUGGAAGGAUACCAAUCUUCUUUGUUUCUAUAAUAUACCUCCUGGCCCGGCUUGUUCCUCCGAUGUUUGUUCUGUGUUGUUGAAAGAGGUUUGUAUUAGAUGGCGCCUGUUAGUUUUCCUUUUUGGGAAGUUAAAGAGUGCAGAUAUUUGGAAUUUAAGGUAACCCUAACACUAGGCUCAAUUAAGCCAUGGAUGGAGU
This is a messenger RNA of Linum trigynum, 1443 nucleotides long. The record is from the annotation of a GenBank genome assembly. Lineage: Eukaryota; Viridiplantae; Streptophyta; Magnoliopsida; Malpighiales; Linaceae.